Eutrema salsugineum is the source of this 1402-nucleotide messenger RNA. RefSeq lists its product as uncharacterized. Bases 159 to 1223 code for a protein of 354 amino acids. The record is from RefSeq and is a predicted model, not a curated record. Lineage: Eukaryota; Viridiplantae; Streptophyta; Magnoliopsida; Brassicales; Brassicaceae. The transcript is spliced from 4 exons.
UCUCUGGCUCUCUCUGCCACAUCUCUGUCUCUUUCCCUAUCGAGUUUCCUUUGCUUCUCUCUGACUUCACUCGCUGCAACUUCUUCUCUUACAGUCACUCUUACUCUUACUCUGUGCCUAAAAUAAAGGGACAAACAAAAUUUUGUCGGUGAAGAAAAAUGGAUCUUGGAGGUUUGGUUUCAGGGUUGGUCUCAUAUUCAGUUUAUCUGAUGACCAGACCUUUCUUUUUCUGCAUAUCUGCAUGUGUGUUCUGUGUUAGAACAGCUCUUGUUACAACCUUUGUGUCUACUGAUAUGGUGAGCUCUGCUAUUUGGUUCAACUUAAGUAUGUUCUGGAGAGCUUUGUGGGGCACAAUCUGGGGAUCUGUUCUUCUCUUUACGUUUCCUAUUCGCUUCUUCGCUUCUAUACCAAGGGAAAGACUGCUUGAGCAGAGUAUUUAUGAGUUGCGGUAUGAGCUAGAGAGUCUUGAAUGGAAUAGAAAAGAAAUUGAAGACAAUCUUCGAGCAGCGAUCAAAGAAUAUCGAAUCAUGGAACGCGAGUUAGAUGAACUAGAAGAUGAAAAUGAAGAAGCCAGUUCCAGAAUCAAAAAGCUAGAGGCAGAGUUGCAAGAACUAAAGGAGGAAAAUCUUAAACUGAAGGAAGUUUGUGAAAAAGACUAUUGGAGCAAGAAAAGCAAAGUCAAAGCCGAGGAAGAACCGAGUGAGAUUCUUAGCACACCAAAGCCAAAGAAUAUCACUUAUGUGUCAAAGGGAAGAACCGAGUUUACAUCGGUUAAAUCACCUCUUUACCCGUUUGCAAAAUCGACAAUCCCUAAAGACGAAGAGCUAACACCAAGAGUUCUAGGUUUGGAGAGAGACAUUGCGGUUUCAAGAAGCAUGUUCAGCGCGAUGCUCGCUCUCGUGGUGGGUAUAGUAGUGUAUGGAGCCAAAGAACGGGAGCUUUGUACUCCACUCAUAGGUGCACUCUUCACUGUGGUUGGUAUCUCUUUGAGAAGUGUGGUUCAGUUUUUCAAAACGGUCAAGAACAAACCGGCUUUAGAUGCUGUUGCUCUUAUGAGUCUCAAUUGGUUUAUCGUUGGUACUCUUACUUACCCAACUCUACCGAGAAUUGCUCGAAUAGUGGUUCCACGAGUCUUUAGCACUGCUGGCUCGGUCUUGACUUUGCUCGGUCGUGGCUCGGUCCCGGUCCUCUCGCCGCCAGAGUUCGUGGACUAUGUUGGUUAAGUUUUUUUGUGAGUCUUUUUAUACUUCAAAAAUAUUUUUAGUACUUUUUCUUUGUGAAUUAUUCGAGUCUAGUCAAACCAGGAUCUAGUCAAACUAGGAUCUCAUAUAUUUUGUAAUAAAUAAUUUAUGAUGAUACUGUAUCUAUAAGUUCUGUGUAUAUGAUUUUAUGAUUAUGAACA